This is a messenger RNA of Lasiosphaeria miniovina, 1081 nucleotides long. RefSeq lists its product as uncharacterized. Lineage: Eukaryota; Fungi; Ascomycota; Sordariomycetes; Sordariales; Lasiosphaeriaceae. The coding region runs from base 176 to 811 and encodes 211 amino acids. The transcript is spliced from 2 exons. The record is from RefSeq and is a predicted model, not a curated record.
AUGGCCCCUUGCACAGUGGGAACCGAGAACCCAACCUGGGUAUCCAAGAUCUCUUUUACUUAGUAUCGCGUCUCUUAUACCGCCGCCUCGUGCUACGGGACGGUAGACAUCGCCGCCUUCGCUCCAACUGCCCUGCUCACCUCAACCUCUCUAGCCCGAUCCGCGCUGGCAUAGCAUGCCGCCUCUGUCUGUCGUUCUAGUCAAAAUUCCACGAUUCAUAAACCCUAGUGAAGCUCCUGAAAUUUUAACCUGCAUCCCUUCUUUUGUCUGGGCCCGAUAUAUCGGCAAACACUAUAGCCCCGGGACAUGCAUCGUCCGAGCGGCCCUUGACUGGCCUCAGGCACAAUUGCUAUUGUACCUGUACCGGUACAGAGCCAGACUGGACUGGUUUUUUGGAACCUCUUUUCCAGCACUUUACACCUGCGUCAGUUUCUGUGGGACCCAGACCGUCCACAUCUCCGGGUGCUUGUCUUUGACGGCGCCAUUGGUUUGGUGGAUGCAAUCUAGUACAUUUGCAUGCGCUAAUCUCUGGUGCACUCACUCACUCUCACUUGCUGGGAUGGAUGGACUGGACGGGCUCGUCAACUCACUCUCAGCUCGACUGCACCUGGGGUCAGCUCUGAUGCGUCCGUCGCCAGAAAUACCCGCCCCCCUUGUGGAUCGAGGACAGGAUCUGCUACGGAUUACCGAUUGGCGCAACUCGCCUGGUCUUUCAGCCGUUGCCGUUGGGCAUGUCGUCAUCCCACAGCCCCUUCAGAGUUCAGCUGAACAGCAGAUUGAUGGCCUCCUCCCUUGCAUCGCGCAUUCUUGAGACGACAAAGCAAGCCCGCCGCCUUCUCGAUGCCGCAUCUGCGCCUCUUGCCGUCUCUGGCCGGCCGCACUGGCACAUGUCUGCCUGCCAGCCUGCCUGCCGAACACACAAGACAAGGCAGGUACAUACAUGCACACAGACAGACAGGCAGACACUGGAUGGGCCUCUGGAUGGCGACGCAAACCCUCAACCGCAGGAUUACGAUAAUCGGUUCCCCAGCGCGAGCGCGGCGCGCAAUACGUCGAGCCAGCGGGGCUCCAGGUAACGUCA